AUGGAAAAACUUCAAUUUAUCAUAACAACUCUUAAAAUAGGAGAUGAUAUCACCUAUCAAAAAAAGAAAGGAAAUCAUUUACAAAUUCAUUUUUAAGAUUUCAUAAAUAAUCAAUUCUUCUAUUAAAUAUCUCAUCAAAUGAAUUUAAGAUUAAAACUAAAAAAGAUGAUGAUCCUCCAUUUAAGUUUCAAAUAGGAGUAUUGAUGAUAUUAUAACUGGAUUUACAUUAAAUACUUAAUAAAAUGACCAUAAGAGAAAAAAGUCAAAGCAGAAAUCCCUCAUUCAAAUUGGCUAAUAAAGAGAUGGAUUGACUUACAAAAUCCAAUAAUAAAUAAAAAAUUAAUCUUGAAAAUUGAGUUAAUAUGAAUAACAUUCUGAUC
Messenger RNA from Paramecium pentaurelia, 380 nucleotides. The record is from the annotation of a GenBank genome assembly. Lineage: Eukaryota; Ciliophora; Oligohymenophorea; Peniculida; Parameciidae.